AUGUCUACACCAGGUGCUGGACUUGCGCCAAACGCAGGUUCAGCUGGUACAGGACCAUUGUUUAUGUCCUUUUGCGCGUUUUGGCGGUUUUGCAAAGAUGCUCUUUGUACCUUCUUCGUCCUUUUUCUUCGAGGUACAUUGACAGCGGAUAUCGUGUCGUCCUUGCAUCGUGGUCUUGAUUAUGGAGGGAGAGGUUCUGGUUUUGGUGCUGGUGGACGUUUUGGUUUUGAUGCUGGUGGUUCUUGUUCUUAUGAUGAGGGUUUUGGUUUAGGUUCAGUAGGCGUUGGGGUAUCACAAAAUAUUGGUGGUGUUGGUGGUGGUAGUAGAAUAGGUGGUGGUGGUGGUGCAAAUGUUGUGGGUGGUGCUGGUGGAAGUGUUGUACGUAAUAGUGGUGGUGGUGGUGGUGGUGGUGUAGAAGUGUAG
This is a messenger RNA of Spinacia oleracea (spinach), 423 nucleotides long. RefSeq names its product glycine-rich protein 5-like. Bases 1 to 423 code for a protein of 140 amino acids. The record is from RefSeq and is a predicted model, not a curated record. The transcript has 3 exons. NCBI's taxonomy places the organism in Eukaryota, Viridiplantae, Streptophyta, Magnoliopsida, Caryophyllales, Amaranthaceae.